CUUGUCUUUACGGACAUUGACAAGAGGUCUAUCUGCAUCCCUCCUUUACAGGAAUAUGCCUCCAUUUCGCGGUCGAGGCGGCAGAGGUGGCAGAGGCGGCAGAGGCGGCCGUGGUGGCCGUGGUGGCCGGGGCGCGAAGAGACCAGCCCAGAGAUCAAACUUUGAAACUUCUCGACUGGAUGAUCUCUCGUCGGAGGAGUCUUCCGGUGCAGAGGAUGGAGCUCCAAUCGAGCCGCUAGACGACGAAUUGGACCACGCAGUUCCCGCGGACGAUGCGGCGUCAAGUGACGAAGAUGAAGAUGAAGACCAGAAGCGAGGACAGUCAUACAACGAAUUGCUGCAACUACUCCAGACAAAUACCGAAACCAAGGCUCCCGCCCGGAAGAAGAGAAAGGUGGAUCACAAGAGAAAAGAGGAGAAGGACCAAGAUGUGCAGAUGAAUGAGGUUCCUACUGCGGAUCUGGAGGCGGACUCAGGCGACGAUCUCGCGGAGCAAGAGCUGUCUGGAGGCGAGGAUGCCGAUGAGAAAUUGGAUGAGGCGGAACUCGAUGCCCAGGCGGACAGCGAUGAUGACGAUGGCACCGAUCCGUUUGAGGCCCAUUUCUCUCUGCCGAAGGAGGGGCAACUCUCCCCGAAGGUCAAGGCUGUCGAAGCGAAACAGUGGAACAAUGCGAAGAAGGAGAUCGACGGCCAGCUUAAGCUUGUCCGCGCGAUCCCGGCCACUGGGAAGGGGGACGUGGCUGUCCUUCCACCCAUGAGGAACAUGUCGCAUGUCAAGCUUAAGAAGAGGCUUAUCGCCCCGGCCAAAGAGCACAUCCGGGGUAUUCCCAAGCAACUCCAGCAUGUGGCGCCUUACAUCUUCGACUAUCAAGAUGUUCUCUACGGGGCCCGCGACGUCUCCCAGGCGGGCGUUAUGCGGGACAUCCUCGCCGUGCACGCCGCCAACCACGUCCUCAAAACCCGAGAUCGCGUGCUGAAGAACAACACUCGCUUGGCACGGGAACCCGACACGGAUUUGGAGCUGCGUGACCAGGGAUUCACGCGGCCCAAGGUUCUGUACCUCUUACCCACCAAGCAAGCGUGCGUGCGCGCAGUCGACUCCAUCACGCGGUUCUUCCAGCCAGACCAGCAGGAGAACAAGAAGCGCUUCAUGGACAGUUUUUCGGGCAGCACCGAUGAUUCCUGGGAGAACAAGCCGGCAGAUUUCCGGGAGCUAUUCGCGGGCAACAAUGACGACAUGUUCCGUCUGGGGCUCAAAUUCACGCGCAAGACCCUCAAGUUCUUUGCUCCCUUCUACACGUCUGAUAUGAUCCUGGCGAGUCCUUUGGGGCUGCGCACGAUCAUGGAUCAAUCUGAUGCCAAAAAACGCGACUCGGACUUCCUAUCCUCAAUCGAGGUGGUGAUCGUCGACCAGGCCGACGCCCUCCAGAUGCAGAACUGGGACCACGUCGACUACAUCCUGCAACACCUCAACCUGCAGCCCAAAGACGGACACGGAUGCGACUUCAGCCGAGUGCGCACCUGGUACCUCGACAACCAGGCGCGGUACGUGCGGCAACUCAUCAUGACCGCCUCGUUCAUCACCCCCGAGAUCAACUCGGUCUUCUCGUCGCAGAUGCAGAACGUGUCCGGCAAAGUCAAGCUGACGCGCGUGUACCCGGGAGCCAUCUCAGAAGUCCCGCUCGCAGUACCCGUCAAGCAAACCUUCUCGCGCUUCGACUGCGUCUCCCCAGCCAAGGACCCCGACGCGCGAUUCAAGCACUUCACAACGACAGUGCUAUCGUCAAUCGUGCGACACGCCACAUCCGGCCGCGGAGCAAACGGCGGCGGCACGCUGGUCUUCAUCCCGUCAUACCUGGACUUUGUACGCGUGCGCAACUACAUGGCGACAUCGACACAGACAGAGCAUCUUUCCUUCGGAGCCAUCUCGGAAUACACAGAGCCGCGGGACGUAGCGCGAGCGCGUUCGCACUUCACGAACGGCCGACACUCGGUGCUGCUGUACACGGAGCGUAUGCACCACUUCCGGCGGUUCCCGAUCCGCGGCGUCAAGCGGGUUGUGAUGUACGGGGUGCCGGAGAACCCGACGUUCUGGGGUGAGGUGGUGGGCUUCCUGGGGGCGGAUCCGUCGACGGUGGUGGAGGCUGCUGAGGCGGGUGGUGUGAGGGCGCUGUUCUCGCGGUGGGAUGCGCUGAAGCUGGAACGCGUUGUGGGGAGACACUCCACUCAGAGCCCAAUAUAA
Messenger RNA from Aspergillus candidus, 2242 nucleotides. Its product is annotated as UTP25 family protein. Gene Ontology annotation, biological process: maturation of SSU-rRNA from tricistronic rRNA transcript (SSU-rRNA, 5.8S rRNA, LSU-rRNA). The record is from RefSeq and is a predicted model, not a curated record. Gene Ontology annotation, cellular component: nucleolus; small-subunit processome. The transcript is spliced from 5 exons. The coding region runs from base 56 to 2242 and encodes 728 amino acids. Gene Ontology annotation, molecular function: rRNA binding; U3 snoRNA binding. Lineage: Eukaryota; Fungi; Ascomycota; Eurotiomycetes; Eurotiales; Aspergillaceae.